AUGGAAAACCAAACCAAGCCAAGCCAAGACAGCCCUGCUGUACCUCCCUUGCCUUCUCGGACCACGGACGCGCGGAGACGGAUGCCCCCGCCACCGCCCGGGUCAGAGGCUUUGUUCAUCGGAGGGGACGCGACAGAACCGGGGAGAACACCCGGACGAAGAGGGAGGGAGAAGCGUCCGGCGACGAAAGGGACAACGGGGGGAGCCCCGUCUCUUUUAGCUGCGGGGUCCCUGCUGAGACGGGCGGCAAGCGAGGGACCCCGCCGCCCCCACCCGUCAGACGUGCGAGGGAGCCGGAGGCGAGGAGGUGGCACAAACUCCCCUAAAAGUAGCCAAAAACCGGGGACGACUGCGAGCGGCUGA
Molecule: messenger RNA, 363 nt
Organism: Myiozetetes cayanensis
Lineage: Eukaryota; Metazoa; Chordata; Aves; Passeriformes; Tyrannidae
Product: proline-rich protein 34-like
Exons: 1
Coding region: 1-363 (120 amino acids)
Source: RefSeq, a predicted model, not a curated record